AUGGCACCGGAGCCGGAGGAGUUGAACGAGAAGAACCCUCGUCCUCUCGAUGAGGACGACAUCGCGCUUCUCAAGACCUACGGCUUAGGACCUUACUCUGGAAGCAUCAAGAAAGUGGAGAAGGAAAUCAAAGAAAUGGCCAAGAAGGUCAAUGAUUUAUGCGGAAUUAAGGAGUCUGAUACUGGUUUAGCUGCACCAAGCCAAUGGGACCUGGUUUCAGACAAACAAAUGAUGCAGGAAGAACAACCACUUCAGGUUGCAAGGUGUACAAAAAUAAUAAAUCCAAAUACAGAUGAUGCUAAAUAUAUAAUAAACGUCAAGCAAAUUGCUAAGUUUGUUGUUGGGUUGGGCGACAAAGUUUCUCCAACUGAUAUAGAAGAAGGAAUGCGUGUUGGAGUGGAUAGGAACAAAUAUCAAAUACAAAUUCCUUUGCCACCAAAAAUUGAUCCGAGUGUUACGAUGAUGACUGUUGAAGAAAAGCCUGAUGUCACCUACAAUGAUGUUGGCGGUUGCAAAGAACAAAUCGAGAAGAUGAGAGAGGUUGUAGAGCUUCCUAUGCUUCAUCCUGAGAAAUUUGUGAAACUAGGUAUUGAUCCUCCUAAAGGGGUCCUGUGUUAUGGCCCCCCUGGAACUGGCAAAACAUUACUGGCAAGAGCUGUGGCAAACAGAACAGAUGCCUGCUUUAUCCGGGUUAUUGGAAGUGAGCUUGUUCAAAAAUAUGUUGGAGAAGGCGCUCGGAUGGUUCGCGAACUGUUUCAGAUGGCACGCUCAAAAAAGGCUUGCAUUGUUUUUUUCGAUGAAGUUGAUGCUAUUGGUGGCGCCCGUUUUGAUGAUGGUGUUGGUGGUGACAAUGAAGUCCAGCGCACCAUGCUUGAAAUUGUGAAUCAACUUGAUGGUUUUGAUGCUAGAGGAAAUAUUAAAGUUCUAAUGGCAACUAAUAGACCUGAUACUUUGGACCCAGCGCUUCUUCGCCCUGGACGUUUGGAUCGCAAAAUUGAGUUUGGGCUACCUGAUUUGGAGAGCCGAACACAGAUAUUCAAAAUCCACACGAGAACAAUGAACUGUGAAAGAGAUAUUCGAUUUGAGCUUCUUGCUCGUCUCUGCCCCAACUCAACUGGAGCGGACAUCAGAAGUGUAUGCACUGAAGCUGGCAUGUUUGCUAUCCGGGCACGCAGGAAGACAGUUACAGAGAAAGACUUCCUUGAUGCCGUAAAUAAGGUCAUCAAGGGUUACCAGAAGUUUAGUGCAACACCGAAGUAUAUGGUUUACAACUAGUGAGUUCCCUCUCUUUUGCCAUAAACUGACUAUCAAAGGACUAUGAGAUCUUGUUAAUUACUCAAUGUUGGGUUAGUGCAUGUGUUUCUUCAAAUAUUAAGCUUAUGAUCAUUAGUUGUUACAUGCUCAGAGUCAGAGAUGGCAGGAUGAUUAUUAUGGAUCGAUCAUGUUAUGUUGUAUCUACAACCCAGCAAAUUGAUAUGGUUUGGGACUUUAAAAGCUCUGCAGUUUGUUUAUUGAUGAUGCACUUUUAUUUGUGGAAAUCUUGCUUUUGAAAUAUUUCUUCUUAAAUGCAUAGGACUUGUUUGGAUUGAGAUAUAA
Molecule: messenger RNA, 1596 nt
Organism: Dioscorea cayenensis subsp. rotundata (Guinea yam)
Lineage: Eukaryota; Viridiplantae; Streptophyta; Magnoliopsida; Dioscoreales; Dioscoreaceae
Product: 26S proteasome regulatory subunit 7A
Exons: 10
Coding region: 1-1275 (424 amino acids)
Biological process (GO): proteasome-mediated ubiquitin-dependent protein catabolic process
Cellular component (GO): proteasome regulatory particle, base subcomplex
Molecular function (GO): ATP hydrolysis activity; proteasome-activating activity; ATP binding
Source: RefSeq, a predicted model, not a curated record